Messenger RNA from Letharia columbiana, 981 nucleotides. RefSeq lists its product as uncharacterized. Bases 1 to 981 code for a protein of 326 amino acids. Gene Ontology annotation, molecular function: phosphoric diester hydrolase activity. The record is from RefSeq and is a predicted model, not a curated record. Gene Ontology annotation, biological process: lipid metabolic process. The transcript has a single exon. Lineage: Eukaryota; Fungi; Ascomycota; Lecanoromycetes; Lecanorales; Parmeliaceae.
AUGCGCUAUCCUCUUAGUCCCAUUAGCUUUAUCUUCAGCCUGUUCCCUCUCUCUGCAUACGCGCAGGCGCUGUGCAACGGCCAUGCGGAGCUGUGCUCUCGCCAAUACUCAAACAUAACCCAGAUCGGCACCCAUGAUUCAGCCUUCGUCGGCACCAUGCCCACAGACAACCAAGAUGUGAACAUUACAGCGCAACUCGACGCCGGUAUUCGCUUUCUCCAAGCCCAGUCCCACCUAGAUGGCUCUGGGAGUCUGAAUCUCUGCCACACCACCUGCAUGGAAAAGGAUGCCGGCCCCCUCUCCGACUAUCUCACGGACCUCAAAAUAUGGCUCGACGCUAACCCAAACGAGGUCGUCACACUCCUCCUCACGAACGGGGACAACGUCAACAUAAGUCUAUUCGAUACAGCAUUCACAAUCAGCAACCUCAAGAGAUACACUUACACGCCGCCCACUUCCCCUCUCGACCUCUCCGCCUGGCCAACCCUCAACGAACUGAUCGGUAACAACACCCGCCUCAUUGCCUUCCUCGACACCGGCGCCGCGCCCUCGGUAUACUACAUCCUCGACGAGUUCACCUACUUCUUCGAGACUCCCUUCGACGUCACAGACCCGAAGUUUGCCGAAUGCACUCUUGACCGCCCGAAGGGUGCUACCGCUGACGGGCGAAUGUAUAUCGUGAAUCAUUUCCUGGACUUAAGCAUUGGGAGCGUUGAUAUACCGGAUGAUAGCGCGGAUGAUACGACUAAUGCGGCCACGGGAGUGGGAAGUAUUGGGGCGCAGGUGGGGAUUUGUGAAGGGUUGUAUGGACGGGCGCCGGUGGGAGUAUUGGUGGAUAACUUUGAUAGGGGAAAUGUUUUUGCGGCGCAGGACGCGCUGAAUGGGUUGGGUGGUCCCAUUAAAGGAGGAGGAGGAGGAGGUGAUGGUGGUGUGGGUGGUGUCAUUAGUAAGGGGAUUAAUGACUUGAAAAAUGUAUUUUAA